Fusarium verticillioides 7600 is the source of this 1946-nucleotide messenger RNA. RefSeq lists its product as hypothetical. Gene Ontology annotation, cellular component: cell division site; septin complex; septin ring. NCBI's taxonomy places the organism in Eukaryota, Fungi, Ascomycota, Sordariomycetes, Hypocreales, Nectriaceae. The transcript has 3 exons. Gene Ontology annotation, biological process: cytoskeleton-dependent cytokinesis. The record is from RefSeq and is a predicted model, not a curated record. The coding region runs from base 318 to 1334 and encodes 338 amino acids. Gene Ontology annotation, molecular function: GTP binding; molecular adaptor activity; GTPase activity.
CCUUUCUUUGGGACCCUGGACCUCCCUGACACCUCCCUUCCAGUAGGGAAAUUGUUUGCUAAGGUGGCAGGAAGCCCAGUGCCCGAAAAGUUCCCCCUAGGAUCGGUUUCUACGCCGCCUCUCCUAAACCUCCAACUCCCAGCUUCGCUACAUCUUCAAGUGUCACUUCGACCUUGCCAACUGUUCGCGCUCGUGUUAACCUUGGCUUCUUCGAGUCCAGUCUUUUUUCUUGGAGUACUCACAGCAUUCCCGAGCUCUACUCUUACCUUUGUUCACCGUUUGAAUCGAACACUUCUCUCCCGUACGAGUUAUUCAAGAUGGCUGCUGCUCCUCCCAACACUAUCUAUCCUCAGAGCCAUGUCGGUUUCGAUAGCAUCACUUCUCAGAUUGAGAAGAAGCUCUUGAAGCGUGGUUUCCAAUUCAACGUCAUCUGUGUUGGUCAGACCGGUAUGGGCAAGUCAACGCUCAUCAACACUAUUUUCGCUUCUCACCUGAUCGACUCCAAGGGUCGCUUCCAGCCCGACGAGCCUAUCCGCCAGACCACUGAGAUCCAGGCUGUUUCCCACAACAUUGAGGAGAACGGUGUCCGACUCAGACUCAACAUUGUCGAUACUCCCGGUUACGGCGACCUUGUCAACAACGACCGCUGUUGGGACCCCAUUGUCAAGUACAUCAAGGAUCAGCACUCCGCGUACUUGCGCAAGGAGCUCACUGCACAGCGAGAGCGCUACAUCCAGGAUACCCGUAUCCACUGCUGUCUCUUCUUCAUCCAGCCAUCGGGCCACUCUCUCAAGCCCAUCGAUAUUGUCGUCUUGAAGAAGCUGUCUGAUGUUGUUAACGUGGUGCCUGUCAUAGCCAAGGCCGACACCCUGACCGUUGAGGAGCGUCAGGAAUUUAAGGAGCGCAUCAAGGAGGAGUUUGCUUUCCACAACCUCAAGAUGUACCCCUAUGAUAACGAGGAAUUUGAUGAUGAGGAGCGUGCUCUGAACGGUCAGAUCAAGAACCUUGUUCCUUUCGCUGUUGUCGGUUCCGAGAAGUCGAUUAUCGUCAAUGGUAAGCAGGUCCGAGGCCGCCAGAACCGAUGGGGAGUUAUCAACGUUGAGGACGAAACUCACUGCGAAUUUGUCUACCUCCGAGACUUCCUUCUCCGAACGCACCUCCAGGACCUUAUCGAGACCACCUCUCAGAUCCAUUACGAGACCUUCCGUGCCAAGCAGCUGCUGGCCCUGAAGGAGAGCAGUGCUCAUGGUGGAGCUAGCAGCCGACCCAUCAGUCCUGCCGCUGAUCGCGAGUUGAGCCGAAACUCGCAACGAAUGACGAUGAACGGCUACUAGGCUGUCUUUUGUUUUUGAAGUUGUGCUGGCGAUGGAGCAACGGCGUCUCUGGGCAGCUCGAUAGCCCGUAUUUGUUACGACCCUCCAUAUCUUUCACGGCCUGAUGUAGAGCAACUCAAAAGUAAAUGCUUUGUCAGGAGGUUCGCUGGUCGACUUGACCGUAAUAGAACCAAUGCCUCUUACAUCAUUUCGAUGACAUCGGCAUGCGAGCAAGGGCAGGGGUAUAAUGUUUCGAGGUUCAAAAUGAGACAGGAACUGGUCGAAUAUGAUCAGACUCUUCCUGGCUGCGUACCGUUUGACAUUUCUACCCGUGAGUCCAUAUCGAAGCUGUACACGACUUUCUUCUUUUUCUUUCAGUGCUACCCCGGAGAGCUAUUUGGCCUUUUUCUAUGCUUUAAUAAGACCGACUACCCCAUACUCUAAUCUAGAGUUAGUUUCCUGCCUACAUAGUGUAUCAAUUCCCUUGGAGUUUCUGACGAACUUGUUGUGCCCGAUGAGAAUGGAUUGUGACUUCGAAUACACUUGUCUGUUUGUGUAGUCCCUAUAAACCUCACUUAAUGGAUAUUGGUUUGGUAUAGCCUAUCCCAAGUUCGGUUAAUCCAAGUUGUGUGU